AUGAAGAUUGCUGCAAGAGUCCUGUGUUUGUUAGUUAUUGUUGUCGUAGUUUACAGUCUCGUGAACAUGUCAUUUAUCAGACAGGAGAGGAAUAAUGACAACAGGUUAAAAAGGAUAGAAUAUCUGGAGGUUCUUGGAAGACUGAAGAUCAUUGAAAAUCAAGUUUAUAAAAUAGCCAAAUUAAUAGAAGUCAAAAAUCAAGUCAAAGAGGCUGUUGUGGAACAGAAAAGUACAAAGAAAACUGAGGUUAAGAAGUUGUAUCCAAAAUCACCUCUCUUCAGUUCAUGGGGAGCUGAACUCACAGAAGAGGAGCAGAUGGAAGCAGAGAGGCAGUUUCAAGAGUUCGGAUACAAUGUGUUCCUCAGUAACAGAUUACCACUGAACAGAACAAUCCCCGAUACUCGAGACAUCAGACUAAUAUAUAUAUAUAUAUGUGUGUGUGUAGUCAUUAAAAGGGCAAUCCACAGCAUCACUGACAAAACUCCUGCUCAUCUGCUAAAGGAGAUCAUCCUGGUAGACGACUAUAGCUCAAAUGAGGAUCUGCAAUUGGCUCUAGAUGAAUAUAUUGAUCUAUUUAAUAAAGACAAGCCUGGCUUAAUCAAGAAAGUGAGACACAAAAGGCAGAUGGGUCUUGCCAAGGCCCGAAUCUCAGGCUGGGAAGCGGCCACAGGUCAGGUGGUAGCCAUUCUGGAUGCACACAUUGAAGUUCAUAAGGAAUGGGCAGAGCCACUACUUUCAAGAAUCAAAGCAGACAGGACAGUAGUGCUGUCACCGGUGUUCGACAAAGUGCUUUUUGACACACUGGAGGUUGUUGAGUAUAUUCCUGCUGCUCAUGCGUUUGACUGGAACCUCUGGUGCAUGUAUGAGUCCUUCCGGCCAGAAUGGUACAAAAACUACAACCCAUCCAAACCGGGGAAGAGUCCCUCAAUCAUGGGUAUUUUUGUCGCUGAUCGUCAAUUCCUGGGAGAAAUUGGAGUUUUGGACGAAGGAAUGAAAAUUUACGGGGGUGAAAAUGUUGAACUUGCAAUACGUGUCUGGCUCUGUGGUGGGAGUAUUGAAGUGGUGCCGUGUUCAAAGAUCGCACACAUUGAAAGAGCACAUAAGCCCUAUUCACUAGAUCUCAGCAGACCCAUGAUUCGAAACGCCCUGAGAGUGGCCGAAAUCUGGCUGGAUGAAUAUAAAUCAAAUGUGAAUAUUGCCUGGAAUCUCCCUCUAAAGAAUCAUGGGAUUGAUAUAGGUGAUGUGACUGAAAGAAAACAGUUACGAGAGAAACUCAAAUGUAAGCCCUUCAAAUGGUAUCUGGAGAAUGUAUAUCCUCUCCUAGACGGCUGGGAAGACAUUAUUAGUUAUGGUGUGCUGAAGAAUGACAUUCAAGAAAGAUACUGCAUUGAUCAAGGCGAAGUUCCUGGAAGUGUACCUAUUCUAUAUGAAUGUCAUCACUAUGACCCUCAGCAUUGUUAUUAUAACCGUAAUGGAGAGAUCUACAUUGGAGGCAUCAAAUCUCACACGUAUAACUCCAAUCGUUGUCUAAUGGAUCCUGGCAGUGGAAAGACACCAGCAUUACACGACUGUAAAAAUGCCAAGGAGAAAGGAUUGAGUAUAUACUGGGACUUUUCUCAGGGAAAUGCAAUAAGAAACAGAAACACAACUCGAUGUCUUGAGAUUGGCCAAGGAGAGGAUUCCUAUUAUUAUCUUAUUUUGCAAACAUGCACAGGACAAAAAUGGACAAUACAACAUGUCAUCAAAGACUUUUAA
This is a messenger RNA of Sinocyclocheilus anshuiensis, 1755 nucleotides long. RefSeq names its product probable polypeptide N-acetylgalactosaminyltransferase 8. The record is from RefSeq and is a predicted model, not a curated record. The transcript has 12 exons. NCBI's taxonomy places the organism in Eukaryota, Metazoa, Chordata, Actinopteri, Cypriniformes, Cyprinidae. Gene Ontology annotation, cellular component: Golgi apparatus. Gene Ontology annotation, molecular function: polypeptide N-acetylgalactosaminyltransferase activity. The coding region runs from base 1 to 1755 and encodes 584 amino acids. Gene Ontology annotation, biological process: protein O-linked glycosylation.